Manacus vitellinus (golden-collared manakin) is the source of this 8682-nucleotide messenger RNA. RefSeq names its product HEAT repeat containing 5B (gene HEATR5B). The record is from RefSeq and is a predicted model, not a curated record. Gene Ontology annotation, cellular component: endocytic vesicle; membrane; Golgi apparatus. NCBI's taxonomy places the organism in Eukaryota, Metazoa, Chordata, Aves, Passeriformes, Pipridae. Gene Ontology annotation, biological process: intracellular protein localization; endocytosis; retrograde transport, endosome to Golgi. The transcript has 35 exons. The coding region runs from base 38 to 6256 and encodes 2072 amino acids.
CUACACAAAUUUACAUAAAACUGGAAUUUAACCUGUCAUGGAGCUGGCUCACAGUUUGUUACUGAACGAGGAAGCAUUAGCUCAAAUCACAGAAGCAAAGAGACCAGUCUUUAUCUUUGAGUGGUUAAGAUUUUUGGAUAAAGUGCUAGUAGCUGCCAACAAGACAGAUGUCAAGGAAAAACAGAAGAAACUUGUAGAACAGCUAACAGGACUCAUCAGCAGUUCCCCUGGGCCACCUACGCGAAAGCUGCUUGCAAAAAAUCUCGCUGCUCUCUACAGCAUCGGAGACACAUUUACUGUUUUUCAGACACUUGACAAGUGUAAUGACAUCAUCAAGAGCAAAGAUGAUACUGCAACCUACCUGCCCACAAAACUGGCUGCUGUGGCGUGUGUUGGAGCAUUUUAUGAAAAAAUGGGCAGAAUGCUGGGUAGUUCUUUUCCAGAAACUGUGAAUAAUCUUUUAAAGUCUCUGAAAAGUGCAGAGUCUCAGGGCCGCAGUGAAAUUCUGAUGAGUUUGCAGAAAGUCCUCAAUGGACUCGGAGGAGCAGCAGCUUCUUGUCACCGUGACAUUUAUAAGAAUGCCCGAUCUCUGCUGACGGACAGGUCUAUGGCUGUACGAUGUGCUGUGGCCAAGUGUCUGCUGGAAUUACAGAAUGAAGCGGUGUUUAUGUGGACAGCUGAACUAGAGAAUGUUGCAACCCUGUGCUUCAAAGCUCUGGAAAACUCAAACUAUGGUGUGCGUGUUGCAGUGUCAAAGCUUUUGGGGACAGUCAUGGCUACAGCACUGAUACCAAAACAAGCAACAGUGAUGCGACAAAAUGUGAAGAGAGCCACGCUUGAGGAGGUCUUGGAGCUUAUGGCCACAGGAUUUUUGCGAGGAGGAUCUGGUUUCCUGAAGAGUGGUGGAGAGAUGUUAAAAGUAGGAGGAUCUGUCAAUAGGGAAGUGCGAGUUGGUGUUACCCAGGCCUACGUUGUCUUUGUUACAACAUUAGGAGGUCAGUGGUUGGAGCGCAACUUUGCUACCUUUUUGUCCCACGUACUUGAUCUGGUCUCCCAUCCUCGUGCAACUCAGACCCAUGUGGAGGCAGUUUACUCUCGAAGAUGCGUGUCAUUUAUCCUGAGAGCAACUGUGGGCAGCUUACUCGGGGAGAAAGCACAAAUUGCAGCUGCCAAAGAUAUAUGUCAAGCCAUUGGUAAACAAAUGAAGGCAGUGGAAGCAGUAGUGAAUGAUGCUAACAGUGAAAAUAAAUCAGGAGCUGCUGAUGUAGCUGCAAGCCAGCAUGUAAUGGUGUGUGCCCUCCAGGAAUUGGGUAGUCUGGUUCAGAGUCUGAAUGCCACUGCAUCUCCCCUUAUUCAAGAACCCUCUAUAGGUCUGUUGGAGACAGUAACUUCAGUUCUUCUUCAUCCCAGCAUGGCUGCUCGCCUUGCUGCGGCGUGGUGCUUGCGGUGUGUAGCCGUGGCAUUGCCUUUUCAGUUGACUCCAUUUUUAGACAGAUGUGCAGAAAGACUCAACAAUCUGAAGACCUCCCCUGAAGCUGUUAGUGGCUACAGUUUUGCAAUGGCUGCAUUGUUAGGUGGUGUGCAUCAGUGCCCACUAGGUAUUCCUCAUGCCAAAGGAAAGAUGGUGGUCAGUAUUGCUGAGGAUCUGUUACGAACUGCUGCGCAAAACAGCAGGCUCUCCUUGCAGCGGACUCAAGCUGGAUGGCUUUUACUUGGAGCACUCAUGACUUUGGGUCCUUCUGUUGUUCGGUAUCAUCUGCCUAAGAUGUUGCUGCUGUGGCGAAAUGUGUUUCCACGUUCUCUGAAGGAGCUGGAAGCAGAGAAGGCGAGAGGAGAUUCUUUUACCUGGCAAGUAACGUUGGAAGGCCGUGCUGGAGCUCUGUGUGCUAUGAGAAGUUUUGUUGCUCACUGUCCUGAGCUGCUUACUGAGGAUGUGAUCAGGAAACUGAUGACACCCAUAGAAUGUGCCAUGACAAUGAUGUCGCACAUUCCAUCAGUAAUUAAAGCCCAUGGAGCUCAUCUCAAAGCUAGUGCAGCUAUGGUUCGUUUAAGACUUUAUGAUAUAUUGGCUUUAUUGCCUCCAAAGACAUAUGAAGGAUCAUUUAAUGCGCUGCUUCGAGAGUUGGUAGCAGAAUUUACUUUGACAGACAACUCUGCUAAUACAACCACAUCACUCUUAAGGUCUCUUUGUCAUUAUGAUGAUAGUGUUUUGCUUGGCUCUUGGCUGCAGGAAACGGAUCAUAAGUCAAUUGAAGAUCAGCUUCAGCCGAACAGUGCAUCUGGAAGUGGUGCUCUGGAACAUGAUCCCUCUUCUAUUUAUUUGCGCAUCCCUGCUGGUGAAGCUGUACCUGGUCCCCUUCCUUUAGGAGUAUCUGUCAUCGAUGCAUCUGUGGCUCUCUUUGGCGUGGUUUUUCCUCAUGUGUCCUACAAACACAGAUUACAGAUGUUGGAUCACUUUGCUGAAUGUGUCAAGCAGGCUAAAGGUGUUCGCCAGCAAGCUGUACAGCUUAAUAUCUUUACAGCUGUUCUUAGUGCCUUAAAGGGUUUAGCUGAGAAUAAAAGCACCUUAGGACCAGAAGAAGUCCGCAAAUCUGCUCUGACGCUUGUAAUGGGUGCCCUUGAUAAUCCUAACCCUAUUUUGAGAUGUGCAGCAGGCGAAGCUCUUGGCAGAAUGGCUCAAGUGGUUGGAGAAGCCUCUUUCAUUGCUAGAAUGGCUCAGUACAGUUUUGAUAAGUUAAAAUCUGCUCGAGACGUUGUAUCAAGAACAGGCCAUUCCUUGGCUCUGGGCUGUCUCCAUCGGUAUGUUGGUGGAAUAGGUUCUGGACAGCAUCUGAAAACUAGUGUCAGUAUUCUCUUGGCUUUGGCACAGGAUGGAACCUCUCCUGAAGUCCAGACCUGGUCCCUCCAUUCACUUGCCUUGAUAGUAGAUUCUAGUGGACCGAUGUACCGUGGGUACGUGGAGCCAACGCUUUCUCUGGUUCUUACUCUGCUCUUAACUGUCCCACCAUCGCAUACAGAAGUACAUCAGUGCCUAGGCCGAUGUCUUGGAGCUAUAAUAACUACUGUUGGGCCUGAGCUGCAAGGUAACGGAGCUACAAUUUCAACGAUCCGUUCUUCCUGUUUGGUGGGAUGUGCAAUCACACAAGACCAUUCAGACUCACUUGUUCAGGCAGCUGCCAUAUCCUGUCUUCAGCAGCUUCAUAUGUUUGCACCACGGCAUGUCAACCUGUCCAGUCUGGUUCCCAGUCUUUGCGUUCAUUUGUGCAGCUCUCACUUGCUGCUUCGCCGGGCUGCAGUUGCGUGUUUACGACAGCUUGCUCAGAGGGAAGCCUCAGAAGUAUGUGAAUAUGCCAUGAGCUUAGCAAAAAACACUGGAGACAAAGAAAACAGCGGCAUCAACAUUAAUCCUUUUGCACCAGGAGCUGGUUCUCGUCGAGAUGCUCAUUCCCGGCAUCAGGGGGUUAAUAUAACAGAGACAGGCCUGGAAGGUGUCCUUUUUGGAAUGUUGGAUCGGGAGACUGAUCGGAAGUUGUGCUCAGAUAUCCACGACACUCUGGGACAUAUGCUUUCAUCGCUGGCAGUAGAAAACCUUUCUCACUGGCUAAUGCUUUGUAAGGAUGUCCUUGCAGCUUCAAGUGACAUGAGCACUGCUGCUCCCUUAGGAGGGAAGGAUGAGGAAUCAGAGAAGAAAGAUGAGAUGGAUGAUGAUACAAUGUUUACCACCUUGGGUGAAGAGGAUAAGUCCAAGCCUUCUGUAGCGCCUCGUUGGGCAACUCGUGUGUUUGCAGCAGACUGUCUGUGCCGAAUUAUCAUGCUGUGUGAGAAUGCCAACAAGGCACACUUCGAUCUGGCACUGGCUCGUUUAGCCAGACUUAAAAACCCAAAAAAUGACUUCUUAGUACUCCAUCUCUCUGACCUUAUUCGAAUGGCAUUCAUGGCUGCGACUGAUCACAGCAACCAGCUACGAAUGGCAGGUCUUCAGGCUCUUGAAGACAUUAUCAAGAAAUUUGCAUCUGUUCCUGAGCCAGAGUUUCCAGGCCACGUGAUACUGGAGCAGUAUCAGGCAAAUGUUGGAGCUGCUCUGAGGCCAGCUUUUUCCCAAGAUACACCAUCCGAUAUAACUGCAAAGGCCUGUCAGGUAUGUAGCGCUUGGAUAGGAAGUGGGGUUGUAAGUGACCUGAAUGAUCUUCGCCGAGUUCACAACCUUCUUGUCUCUUCCCUGGAUAAAGUGCAAGCAGGAAAGGGAUCUUCUAGCCAGCUUUACCGAGAGAGUGCAACUACUAUGGAAAAACUUGCAGUUCUGAAAGCAUGGGCUGAGGUGUAUGUUGUUGCCAUGAAGAUUAAGAAAGAAGCAGAGACCAAACCAAAGCGUGUUUUAAAGAGCACAGAGGAGGAUGACGAUGAUUUUGGUACUGUAGAUGAGUUGCCACCAGACAGUUUGAUCACACUUGUACAACCUGAACUGCCUGCGCUCAGCCGACUCUGGUUAGCAGCGCUGAAAGAUUACGCUCUUUUAACUUUACCAGCUGAAUUUGCUACCCAGCUUCCACCAGAUGGAGGAGCAUUUUACACUCCAGAAACAAUUGAUACAGCUAGACUGCAUUACCGAAACUCCUGGGCUCCCAUACUACAUGCAGUGGCACUUUGGCUGAACAGUACAGGAUUUAAUGUGCCAGAGUCAACAGAAGAGACUGCUGCAGCAAUGCCCAGUUCACAGAAACGUGCUACAUCCAUUAUGUUAAACCAGACACCUGGAACUCCACCUGCCACUAAAUCUUUGCCAGAGAUAAACAAAGAUCGAAUGCACUUAAUUUUGGGUGUUAGUAUACAGUUUCUGUGUUCACCACGACCUGAAGAGCCUGUUGAGCAUGUUACAUCUUGUUUACAAGCACUUCAUACUUUAUUGGAUUCCCCUUGUGCCAGGAUCCAUAUUGCAGAGGAUCAGCUCCUUGGUGUUGAACUCUUGAGUGUGCUUCACCGACUGCUCCUGACCUGGGAUCCUCCCUCAGUCCAGCUGCUGGUUACAGGUGUUGUCCAGCAGAUAGUAAGAGCAGCUCAAGAUUAUUUGCAGGAAAAAAGAAACACACUAAAUGAAGAUGAUAAUGAGGAAAAAGAAAAUCGUGUUGCUUUAGGAGAGGGAGGUGCGAGUGGUGGUCUUGUGCCUGGAAAAUCUCUAGUCUUUGCAGCCAUGGAAUUGCUCAUGUUUAUCCUGGUACGACACAUGCCCCAUUUGAGUUCAAAAGUGUCUGAUUCUCCAAGUCACAUUGCUGCCAAAUCCCACCUCUCUGAGGAAAGUGCUCGUCUUGUGGCUGCCACCAUUAAUAUUCUGUCUGAACUGCCUUCUCUCUGUUCUCCAGCAGGGUGUAUGACAAUCUUACCUACUAUCCUAUUUCUGAUAACAAGAGUAUUGAAAGAAACAGCAGUAAAAUCGGCAGAUAACCAGGUCCCACCUCCAGUCAGUGCAGCCCUUCAAGGGAUAAAAACUAUUGUUACUCUUCCAACAGUCAAGACUGAUGAAACUCAGAAACAAUGGACAGGUCUUAUCCGUAGCACUCUGGCAUCUAUCUUGGAAGAUUCUCAACCUGAAGCCUCUAAACCUAUUCUUGAUGAAGUAAGCAUACUUACAGCUAUUGCUCUCUUCCUUUGGUCAGCAAGCACGGAAAUAAUUGGAGUGCAGUCUUUACAAAACGGAUGUAUGAACAGAUUUAGAAGUGCAUUAAAUUCCUGUGAUCCUUGGGUUCAAGCCAAGUGUUACCAGCUUCUGCUUUCUGUGUUCCAACACACCAAUCGUGCCCUGUCAACUCUGUAUAUUCAUUCAUUGGCCCCUAUCAUGGUUGAGAAGUUGAAAGCUGUGGAAAGGAGCCGCCCGAACAACAACCUGGAGCUUUUAGCAGUCCAGGAAGGAAUUAAAGUCCUUGAAACUUUGGUCGCCCUUGGUGAGGAGCAGAAUAGAGUACAGUUGCUUGCCCUUCUCGUUCCCACUCUGAUCUCCUAUUUACUGAAUGAAAAUGCCUUCGCUUCUGCAUCUGCAGCAUCUAAGGAUCUUCACGAGUUUGCACUUCAGAAUCUAAUGCACAUUGGUCCACUUUACCCACGUGCUUUCAAGACAGUAAUGGGAGCUGCUCCUGAAUUAAAAACACGUCUAGAAACUGCAGUCCGAGCAAGUCAGGCCAGCAAAGCAAAAGCAGCUGCUAGGCAACCACCACCCACAGUACAUUCCACCCCAACAAUUAAACUGAAAACUAGCUUUUUUUGAAUUACUUUUAUUAUUUUUGGACCAUUAAGUAGUCAGAAGCAUUACAUUAUCCCCGCAUACAUGUCUAAUUUUGUGUAAUUUGUAUGUGAAAGGCUGUCUAAUGGAGCUUUGUGUAAUUACUUGAAAUCCAUGCAUUACAAGGGAAGUGGUGUUACUUGUGUUUGUAUAGAUUUUUAGGAAAUUGUGAUCAUAUUUAUGAAUUUCUGUUAUAAAUUAUCCACAAAAAGGUUAUUCUAUAUCUAAAUACUUUUAUUUAUUUUUAAAAGCUCCCCCAAACCCUCCACUGGUUUUUGAAAUCUGAUGAUUGUUAUCCUACCAUUGUGCCAACACACUAGCACAGUGGGGACGGAGGGAAGAAGAAAAACUGUUAUGAAGUACUUACCCCGUACCGUGGGGAAUUUCAAGUGUAGAAGUAUGCAUUUUUUCCUUUUAAAAACAAAGUAAGGAAGGAGAUUGUUAGACUUUGUAGACCAUCUCAGCUUGCAUGAAAAAAACACAACAAAAGAGUUGAAAAUUUUCAGCCUUUCUCAAAGUGAAUGAUCAAGCAUGCUGUCUUAAUGAGUUGUCCUUAUUUAUGUGGUGUAUAUUGCUUUCAAAUUAGUUUCCAUGCUUGAAAAUGAAUAAAGGAUGCAAAGAAUCUAAUCCCCUAUCUCUUCUAAGAUAAAAUUUAAGGGAAUGCAUUGGAUAUUGAGUUUAUAAAGAGAACUGCCUGCUAUCUGCAUUUUUGUAGGUGUAGAUUUUGGCCCUUGUAAGGUGCUCUGUGUUUGCAGUCUUCCUGUUCUGCCAGCCACUGGUUGAGUAUGUGAUGAGUCAGUGCUCUGCCCUUUGUCCAGACUCAUAUUUGACCUUGCUGCAAGAUUUUAGUCUCAGUGAAUAUAUGAUACCUGUAAUCCUUGAUAAAGUUUGCAAGCAGAAUUACUGGAGUCCUUUGAACCUCUACUGACUCAGGGGGCAGAACACCAGUGAGAGUCAGGCUCCUCCAGUUUCUCCUUCCCCUACCAGGCUUUUCUUUUUUGAAAAGCACGUGACUCCCCUUGCAUCUGGGUGAGUCUGGUCUGCAGAUUUUGGAGCUUAGAGCUCAAGUGCUGUGAUUCCCAAUGUCUGUCUGCUGCCAGGCCUCGCCCUUCCUAUUGGCAGAAGUGUGGAACCAUGUAUUUUCUUGUGUAUACAAGACUGACUUACGUGAAUUUUUUGACACAGCUGUUGAAUUUAUGGGCUUCUAUAGGGAUCUUUCUAUACAUUUUGCUUUAGAGAGAGAAGCUACAUAACUAGAGGCCUCAGCUAGGCCUGUUGAGUUUCAUCUCUGAUGUUUUUCUGGAUACUCUGUAAAAAUUGGGUAUUUCAGAUGCAUCAACCUCAAAUAUAACAAAGGGAUAGUAAAUAGAAUUGAUCAGGAUUCAUAGCUGGUUGAGAUAUUUUUAGAUCGCUAUUUUUGCAUAGUCACUUGCCUCUGGGCUUUCUAUUUUCCUGUAAGACCUUAUCUAAUAUCCCUUUGAGUACCUAUGCAAAAUGGUCAAGACAAUGCUCUUCUGCCCUAUUGCAUUUGCUGUGUGCAAAAUAUUUAACAUAAAAUCAGAAAAGCUUUCAUUUCACAGUGAACAUUUUAAUACUAAAGUGAUGACAACAAAUGGUGCAUCCUCUAAUCUCUCAAUUUUUUUUCAUAAAGCUGUUAACUUCUAAGUCUUGUUCCAUUGUUCUAUAGGAGUAAAGAUAUAUGUGGAAGUAAAAACAAUAUGCUGUACAUGAGGAAGAAAGUAGUUUCACUACUUUUUUCAUCUUAGUAUGAGUAGUGGGAAUUAAAUUGAUUAAAAUAUAUCACUUUCUAUUAUGUGUUUCCAGCAUUACAAAGCUGUAUUGCUUAGAAGAAGUUCUAAAUCUGUUUAACAUUUGAGAGAAAGUAUUAUGGAAACUCUUUCAGUACAAAAUUGAAGACAAACAUUUUGCAAGUAAAACUAAGAAAACAAGUUUAUAACCUGUUUAAAUUUCUUCCUCCCCACCAGAUAGUCUAGUAAAUAAUGACUUCUUGGAAUGAUUUUAACUGUAAUCAGGUUUUGUUUACCUUUUUAUCUGAGCACUUUUAAGUUUUGGUUAGACUCUAGUUGACAAGAUGUCUGAAAACUCAGAAAAGGAGGGGGGGAGGGAAGUGUAGCAAUCAAGCAUAACUAAGUCAGUAGAAAAAGAGAAAUAAGUUAGCAGAAGGGAAAAUGGUACUAGAUAGAAGUAGAGGGAUAGAGAAGGGAGAGGUUUUUCUUUGUAUAUUGUGUGGCUGUCUACAACAUGCACAACUCUCAUUUGUAUACAUCCUUUCCCAGUUUAGUCCUCAUUUGCUUCUCUGCUUACUCCUGAUACUAAAGGUAUAACCGUGUGGUUUUACAUAAUAUUUUGGCACCAAAUUUCAUUUGAUUAAAAAAACCCUGAAGUAAAUC